UACUUCAUCUUAUAGUUCAAAAAGUAGAAAUCUCACCAUGUUUACGAGAGUUUCAAACAUCCUUUGUGUACUAUUGAUCACGAAUUUGAUUUUUUCCAUUAAAGCCGAAAGUGAAUAUUUAAAAUUACUCGAUGACGCGGAAAAAAAAUGUCAACCCGAAUUUAGUUCUUUGAUCAAUACUGCUGCAGCAGCUCCAAACAGAGGCACAGAUAAUGAUCAACAGCUCUUUGUCGACUUUGUAUGUUCAUUCGACUGUGCGUCGCAUCAAUUGGGUUUGUAUGAUAGCAACACAGGCAAGAUGAGUGAGUGCUCUGAAUCCAAUGAUUACAAUCGUCGCCAAAAGGUUUUUCAGCGAUUUUUAAACGAGAUGAAUAAUGUGGUAAUGAAUCUGGGACACUCCCGUUCUAGCAGUUCAUCCCCAAGCUCAAGUAAAAUAGUACAAUUAGUCGAAGGAGCAGAAAAAACAUGUGCAUCAAAGUAUGGUUUUACUGGAGCCAAAUCGUUAGCUUCGUGGUUCAAUCCAAUUGAACUAUUGGAUGAAUUAAUGAAAGAAUUUCAUUCAUUUCGCUGCGUGGCUGAGAAGCUCGAAAUUAUCGACAAUAAAAAUGAAAUUAAUAGUGUUGUACAAGCCUGGAUGGUGGAUUCUGAACUGGUGGACAAUGACAAGGUCAAACAAAUCAAUGGCAAAGUAAAAAGUUACCUGAAUGAUAUACCCAAAAAGGACACUAAACCUGGCAGUGACUCCAAAGAUAAAGGUUCUAAAGGUAGCAGCAACUCCAAAGAAGGCAACGAUUCCAAAGAAGGCAACGAUUCCAAAAUUGUCAACGGCUCCAAAGACGGCAAAGACACUAAACCCGGUAAUAGCUCUAAAAUUGACACAACCACAGAAAAACCGUCAACCGAAAAAGCCAAUAGCGGAGUUUCACAACUUAAUCUCCCAUUUGAAUCGAUUAUAAUGCAGAUCUUUUUGAUUGCAUUAGCUCUAGCAUAUUCAGCGUAAGAGAAAAUUGUAUGAAGUAAGUGCCGAGAAAUCUGAAUAAUCAACAUAACCUUUUGGAUAAAAUGGGCUAUUGCAUUGCCGAGUUUUAUUUAUUUGUCGGGCUUCUCAACACCAUUGUAAAGACUCUCAAAACAAAAUAAACAUAUAUUCACUUACUAACUGAAUAAAAACCAAAUAAUCUCAUUACCUAAUUUUGUGCACUAAUUUUUGGUUCCCAUAAUAGUUUUGUGUAUGUUUUUUUGUUAUUAACGCAACUGUAGUCUUUACAUUCUCCAAUAGAAUCUUAUUAAAUCGUCUCCAUUCAAUUUUAACCUAAUUGGAUGGACAUGGACACUCAAAUCUAAGUAGAUUCGAGAAACAACAAGUGAUAGAGAUUUGUAUGAAUAUUGGAGGAUAUAAAAACAAAGAAAAAUGCGAUUGACACUUAAGUGAUGUGACUACAACUAUUUCUCAGUUCAGACCAGAUUUUCUAAAACAGAUUAUGUACUCAAUAGAAUUGUUCCUACAUAAAAAAUGGGAAAACAGUACAUGGAUCUACAGAAAAUCUACAAUUAAAGACGGUCUUUCCAAAGUCUUCUUUCACUUCGUCACAUCUACCAAGAUUUGAACAUCUAUCCAUUCAAUUCCGUAAAGUAAUAAUUGAAAUAUGUUUCUGAAUGAUGCUACAUCAUUGACGUAUUGUACAGCCCAAUAUUUUCUACAAAUAGAUGUCACGUCAAGACAUAUAACAGCCAUCGACAGCAGGAGCUGGUAACGAAAGCAGCCUAUACACAAUAUCAAAUGUGUUUUCUCACAAACCUUGCCUAUUUUCUCCUGUGCACCAGUAUGAUCAUAAUGCUAAAAUUGAUAACAAUUUUGGCAAAAUAGAUUCAAUUUGGUUAUUCAAAGAAAUAAAAUGAGUUUUUUUUUCACAUUUCUUAUAUUUUUGCAGUGCUGAUGAAUAAGCAACAAGUGACACAUAGCAAUUAAACUUGAAAGAGUAAUGCGUACAGCGAAAAUAUUCUUAAUUUAUCGACAUCCUUUGAUUGUUGAUAACUCAGUCUUCCACAAGUUCGUAAUGACCAAUUUGAGUCUCAAUUCUUGGAAAAAAAAUCGUCAAAAACGAUAAGAAAAGAGAUUGCACAUAUUUUUUGGAGUAUUUUGUUGUUCUCUCACAAAGGAUUGUGAUAAGUUUUAUCGCUAAUUUCGGUAGGACCGUUUUAAUUCGAGCACAUUCGUAAUAACUCUAUAUAAUAAAUUAAUUCAAAUCUGUUAAAAUAUUUUAAGCUUUUAUUUAAUCAAUUACGUCAUGAAUUCUAAUGAUUUGAGUAAUGUUCGGGGUAUAAAAGGACGACUCACUUGUUCAAUGAACCAGAUCAUUUUAACUUCUUAACCAAUUGUUAAUUGUUUUGGCAAUCGGAAUUGUCAUCUUCUCAUAAAAUAGCAAUUUCAAAAUGUUUGCGAAAAUUCCGACACUGUUUUGCCUUCUAUCCAUCACGAGUUUGACUCGUUCUAGUGAAGCUUCCGAAAGUGAAUUCUUGAAAACAAUCGAUAGCGUGGGACAAGAAUGUUUCAAAAAAUUAGAUUCGAGUAAGAAUGAAACCCGUAUUUUCAAUCACACCGAAAAACUUGAUGUUCCCGAAAUUGUGUGUUUAUUAGAUUGCACGGUGUCUGAAUUGGGUUUGUUGAGUUAUUCAUGUUUAAAUCAUGUUUAGCUUCAAUUUGCCUGAUUAUAUUUUUCUUUUCUCAACCAUUAUAAGAACGAUGCCAUAGUGACUGAGUGUUCUGAAACUGAUUAUAGUGUUCGCAGGAAAAAUUAGUUGAAAUGGAUUGAGAAGGAGAGGAGUGCCGUCAUGAGAAAUGGUUCUUUCUUUGCACACUUUAAGGCUAACAGUUCAAACUCGAGCAGAUACAUCCAAUUGGUCGAAGAAGCUGAACAAAAAUGCCAGUCAAAGUUUGAUAUGACUGUAACCGUAUCAUCGCUGUUCAACCCACUUAAAUGGAUGGAAGAAAUCGAGAAAAUUUCUUGUUCAUUUCACUGCAUGCUCGCAGAGCUGAAAAUUAUUAACGAAAAGGGGCUUGAUGAUACUCUGAAUAACUGGAUAAUGUAUUUGUUGGACGUUGGACCGUCAGUCAUAGAAAAAAUGAACGAAGAAAUCAUAAAGAUUGCCAUGGGAAAAUUGAACGAUGAAUGCAAAUUCAUGAAAAAGUCCAUUGGCAGCGAAGGACCAUCAACGAAAGAAUCCACCAACGGAUGUUCCCGGAUCAAUGGUCCAUUUGAAUCUACAUUGUUGCAAAUCGUUUUUAUUUCAACAAGUUUAGUAUAUUCAAUUCUACUCGCCUGAACGCAUGAGCAGAAGGUUUUUGCUAUAUCGAAGAAAACUUAAAUUCAAAACUUCAUCAUCGUGAAUCUUAAAAUGCAUUUUUAUUUUAUACCGACGAUUUUCAAUACCUAUUCCAUUUAUUCAGCAAAAAAAUGUUGAUUAGGAAUUAAGAAAUCGUAAGUCUAGGCUAAUUUUCAGCAGAAAUGUAUGAAAUCAAAAAUGAAAAAUUAAAUAAAAUGAACAAA
Messenger RNA from Sitodiplosis mosellana (orange wheat blossom midge), 3548 nucleotides. RefSeq lists its product as uncharacterized. NCBI's taxonomy places the organism in Eukaryota, Metazoa, Arthropoda, Insecta, Diptera, Cecidomyiidae. Bases 38 to 1000 code for a protein of 320 amino acids. The record is from RefSeq and is a predicted model, not a curated record. The transcript is spliced from 8 exons.